CUUGACAAUCGGUGGGCAGGGCUUGUUGCUGUGCCCGGGCCGGCUGGGACUUGUGGCGCAGUGAUCUCGACCCGCGGUUGACUCUAGCCACCGACCUCCUCCUCCUCCUCCUCCACGUCCAGGACUGGAGCCCGAGCGCGUUUUAAAAACCGCCCGUCUCCCUCCGUCGAGUCAACUCUCCAACCCGGCCUCAGCCACCUGUCCGUCCAUCAUCGCGCAUCUUUACCCCCCCCCCCCCCCCGCCCUUUCCUUGCGCUUCCCUCUUCUUGGCUCCCGAGCGAUCCUCCCCAUCACCCGAUCCCAACUGCAACCCACCCCCCGCGCCCCGGUCCCUUUCCCCGACGCUCCAUGGACAGGAAAGGCUCCGAGUCCUGAAGAGGCGAUGGCCAAGUACCCGGCCAGGGUCGACGGCGCCUUUGCGCACAGCCAAGCCUUGGAGGACUCCUAUGGCGAGCUGCUCUCCAGAGGUUUGCUUCAGGUUUCGCCCUGCGGAGAGCCGCUGUCCGAGGUCGAUUCGCUGCGCGGCAGACUGCAAGGUCCCGACGGGGAGCUGGGGUUCCGCGCGGGCAUCAAGGCAGAAAUUCAUUUCAGAAGUGAACCCAUUUCUUCAGAAGAUGAGGAUGGAGAGAGUCAAGAAAACAAGAUAAAAUCUCUGAGCAAAUAUUUGCCUCCAAAGAAAACAAUCACUCAGAUUAUGAAGGACAAAAAGAAGCAGACACAACUCACUUUGCAAUGGUUAGAAGAAAAUUACAUUGUCUGUGAAGGAGUUUGUUUGCCCCGAUGCAUCCUUUAUACUCACUACCUGGACUUCUGUAGGAAGGAGAAACUUGAGCCUGCUUGUGCUGCAACAUUUGGGAAGACAAUUCGACAGAAAUUUCCUCUCCUCACCACUAGGCGGCUGGGUACAAGAGGCCAUUCAAAAUAUCACUAUUAUGGAAUUGGCAUCAAAGAAAGCAGUGCAUAUUAUCAUUCUGUGUAUUCUGGUAAAGGUUUAACAAGGUUUUCUGGAAGCAAAUUGAAGAAUGAGGGUGGUUUUACACGGAAGUAUUCUUUAAGCUCCAAAACCGGGACUCUUCUUCCAGAAUUCCCCAGUGCUCAGCACCUUGUGUUGGACCAAUGUAUCUCUAAAGACAAGGUGGAUACCCUUAUCAUGAUGUACAAAACUCACUGUCAAUGUGUCCUUGACAAUGCCAUUAAUGGAAACUUUGAAGAGAUUCAACAUUUCCUACUACAUUUCUGGCAAGGAAUGCCAGAGCAUCUUCUUCCCCUGCUUGAAAAUGCAAUUAUCCUUGACAUCUUCUGUGUUUGCGACUCAAUACUCUAUAAGGUCCUUAUAGAUGUACUCAUCCCCGCAACUAUGCAAGAAAUGCCAGAAGGAAUAUUGGCUGAUAUAAGAAAUUUUGCUAAAAACUGGGAACACUGGAUUAUUUCUGCAUUAGAAAAUCUACCAGAAGAACUUGCAGCAAAGAAAUUACCGAUUGGACGGAGAUUUGUAUCUUCCCUGAAGCGUCAGACCUCCUUUUUGCACUUAGCCCAGAUUGCACGGCCUGCUCUCUUUGAUCAACAUAUAGUGAACGCCAUGGUUACUGAUAUUGAAAAGGUUGAUCUGUAUGGCAUUGGAUCUCAGGCACUUCUCACAAUUUCAGGGAGUCUGGACUCUGAGGCGGAGGGCUACACUGAAUUGUUCCAAGAAUUGAAGGACCUCUUAAAGAAGAAUGCUACUGUGGAAUCGUUUAUUGAAUGGCUGGAUACCGUAAUUGAGCAAAGAGUUAUUAAGGCAAGCAAGCAGAAUGGUCGGUCUCUAAAGAAGAGAGCCCAAGAUUUCCUUCUCAAGUGGAGCUUCUUUGGAGCUCGAGUAAUGCAUAAUCUCACUUUGAACAAUGCGUCCAGUUUUGGUUCAUUUCAUCUCAUCCGCAUGCUUUUAGAUGAAUACAUCCUGCUUGCGAUGGAGACCCAAUUCCACAAUGAUAAAGAACAAGAACUUCAGAAUUUAUUGGACAAAUAUAUGAAGAAUCUAGAUGCCAGCAAAGCCACCUUUACAGCAUCCCCCAGUUCUUGUUUCCUAGCAAACCGCAACAAGGCUGCUCCAAUUGCUAGUGAUGCCUCAGUGAAAAACGAAUGCCUGAUGGAGCAAACCUAUUUCUCUUUAUCAUCCGGUCAUCAUAGUAGCUUAUCAUCCAGUCUGAACCCAUGCCCUGCAGGAGACAAUGAGAAUAUGCAACCCACAGGUCAGACCGACCUCUCUCAGAGCACUGCCCACCUUAUCACUCCACCCAUUUCUCCAGCCAUGGUCAGCCGAGGAAGUGUUAUCAACCAGGGACCGAUGGCUGCCAGACCAUCCAGUGUAGGCCCGUCUUUAUCUGCACACUCGCACUGCUCUUCUUAUUCUGAAUACCUCUACCAGACGGUGCCACAAACGAAUCAGAACUUCUAUGGAGCCGGUGCCAGUUACCCAGCCAUGUUCAGGGCCCAGACUCAUCCACCUUCAGGAUCCUGUCCCCAGAGGGCAGAAUCUAGCCUUUGUCCAGCAGCCAAUGAGCAGCAACGUUUCUCCCGGGACUACUUCAAUAGCAGCUGUGCUGUGUCUUCAUAUAGUGCCCGUUCCCUUCCUCUCUAUGGAGCCUCUUCAGCCGCACAGGACACACAUUGUAUGCAAUUUUUGAACAAUGGGAGUUGUAGUUUUGUGAACAACACCACAGCAAGUUCUUGUCAAGGAUCAGCAUAUUCCACAGCUGCUUCUAAUGGGUUCUAUGGAAAUAAUACAAACUAUUCAGAUUCCCACAGAUUUGAGUCAUUGGUAGAUCAGCACGUUUCUGUCAUCAGCAGCGUAAGCAGCAUUCGCCCGUUGCCUCCAUACAGUGACAUUCAUGAUUCACUUUGCAUCCUAGAAGAUACAGGAAGGAAACAGGGAACAUCUUAUUAUCCAGAUGCCUCAAUCGCUGGCCAGAACUCUAUAACUUCAGAAAUGCUGUCUGCUCUGCCUACAAGUUCCUCUGAAUGCAUGUAUGGCCAUUCUCGUCAGUGCCCUUCUCAGGAACCAAUGGACUCUUCUGGACAAGCUAACAAUGAGAUGGUGUCAUCCUUACCACCGAUUAAUAUUGUCUUCAUGGGAACUGCUGCUGGAGGAACCUGAUUUUUAGUUCUCACUUACUUCUUCAACCUAACAACGUUUUUCAUCAGGAAAGUUUUACAAAUUUGUUUUUGAAGAGCAUCCAGAAAGUUUUUACAGUUAAAUAAUAUUGGACUACUUCUGAGUCGGAGUGCAAAUUAUUUCUUAUAUGUAAAUGAGAAUAUACUUGCACAGUGGUUUUUUUAAAAAAUGUGUCUCUUCUUAUUGCUGACUGGGUUUAAAUGCACAUUUAGAGAAUGUCUGUCUUUCCCCUCAUUGCAGUUUAAAACAGUAAUUAAACAGUGUUUCAUUCUUCCAGCAAAACCAAUAAUUUCUCUUUCUCUCAUCACAAUUUUGUUUUCUUCUCUCUUUGAUAUGCAACCUACAUUCUGGAAACUCUUUGGAUGGCACAGGUGCACCUGACAGCGGUAUCUACCCCAGACUUAGAAACAUAGAGGCACUUUCAUUAUACAUUUGGUGAGUUUUUCCCAGCCCAGCACCAUCCGGAUGGACAGGAAUAUAAAAUCAAUUUUAGAUGGACAGGAAUAUUAAACAACUUUAACCUGCCUGGGAAGGAUUUAGGACGUCGUUUGGCAGAUUUUGAAGCCACCAAACUAAGAAAGCCUAUCCAAAAUCAUUUCACAAUACUACGACAAAGCAUAUUUUGUGAUUUUGCUCCCAAACAACAACCAUUACCCUUCUUCCCAUCCUAUCUGAAUUAUCCUGUUUCAUUGAAUAGUUCUCCAAGUAUCAUGCCUUAAGGAGAGGAGAGUGGCAAACCAUUUCCAAAAAAAUAUUGCUAAGAAAACUAUAGUAAUAAUUAAUUACAAAUAGGCAUAAUAAUAGUAAUAACAAUGAUGAUGAUGUAUGAUGAUGAUGUGAUGAUGUAAGGAUCCUGGGUAACUACCUAUGUGUACUUUAUUUUAUGUUAUAUUAUUCUAAUUUUUUGCGAUCUAUGGUUGUUUAUGGACAUGGCAACCGUAGUUCUCCCAAUCUGCUAGUUUUUAGAACUUUCCUUGUUAGAUCGGCCUUCUAAUCAAAAUACGUGUGCUUCACUGUGAUUUCAUGAUUUCAUUUUAUUGUUACCCCAUAUAUUACCCACAUUUUGCCCCUUUUCACUUCCUCUCUUGGUCAGGAUGUUUCACUUCCUCUCUUGGUCAGGAUGUUUCACUUCCUCUCUUAGCCAGGAUACCUUAGUCAAAAAGAUUCAAAACAGAUUGAAUUUCUCUCUGGAUACUUCAUAGGACAUUGCUUUGAAUGGAUUUUGGAAUAGAAGAUAUGAUUUUGGUAUCAACAGCUCUCCACUAUUAUUUACCCAACACUCUUAUUGUUGUAAAGACACACAUUUUUU
This is a messenger RNA of Pantherophis guttatus, 4460 nucleotides long. It is a transcript of the gene RFX6, whose product is annotated as regulatory factor X6. Gene Ontology annotation, molecular function: DNA-binding transcription factor activity, RNA polymerase II-specific; RNA polymerase II cis-regulatory region sequence-specific DNA binding. The record is from RefSeq and is a predicted model, not a curated record. NCBI's taxonomy places the organism in Eukaryota, Metazoa, Chordata, Lepidosauria, Squamata, Colubridae. Gene Ontology annotation, biological process: regulation of transcription by RNA polymerase II.